AUGUCCGGCGCAAGGCAUUGGGAACAAGACAAGGAGGCGACGGUAUAUAUUGGUAAUUUGGACGAACGAGCUUCAGACAGCCUAGUAUGGGAGCUCAUGCUCCAAGCUGGGCGCAUCGUGAAUGUCCACCUACCAAAAGACCGCGUGACGCAGUCGCAUCAAGGAUAUGGGUUCGUCGAAUUUAUUAGCGAGGAAGAUGCGGAGUAUGCCUCGAGAGUUAUGAAUGGAAUUCGCUUGUUUGGCAAACCAAUCCGUGUGAACAAGGCAUCGGCAGACAAACAGAAGUCCGUGGAAAUCGGGGCAGAACUCUUCGUUGGAAACUUAGACCCAAUGGUCUCGGAGCAAAUGCUCUAUGACACCUUCAGCCGUUUCGGCAAUUUGGUCAACCUACCCAAGGUUGCUCGCGACGACAACAGCCUCUCCAAGGGCUACGGAUUCGUUUCCUUUGCCGACUUCGAAUCCUCCGAUUCUGCCAUCGCCAACAUGAACGGCCAGAUUCUGAUGAACAAACAAGUAACCGUUCAAUAUGCCUACAAGAAGGACGGCAAGGGCGAGCGCCACGGUGACGAAGCCGAGCGAAUGUUAGCGACACAAGCUCGGAAGCACAACAUCCAGCAACCGACCCAGCAGAUCGUCGUUCCCCCGCCGGAGCACCUCCAGGAAUUCCAAAUGGUGACAGCUCACGGCCCGUCAGCACUGGCCCCCCACCGACUCCUGAUUUGGGAGUGGGGAGAGGUAUGCCUCCGAUGGGAUACCAAAAUGUUCCUCCUCCUCCGCAAAUGCGAGCCGCGCCGCCUGGUGCUGCUCCCCCUUCUCUUGCUGCUCCGCCACCGGGUUUACCGGCUCGACCGCCGCCUUCUCAAGUGGGAUACGGUGGUCCCCAGGCAUACGGGGCUCCGGGGUAUAAUGCCGCGCCGCAGCAACCACCGCCAGGAUUUGCGCCUCCAGGGUUCGUUCCGCCAACAGGUGCCACCGGUGCGCCUCCUCCGUUACCGCCUGGCUUCCAGCAGGCUGGAUAUGGAAAUGGCCGAUGAGUAUGAGUUAUCUUGGAAUUUUCCGACUUUUAGCCCUUUCGUCACUCUCGAUACCCUCAUUGGAACUGAUUUUGUGAUGGGUCUUCCCUUCCGGACCUGCGUCAAGACCCUAUAA
Messenger RNA from Penicillium waksmanii, 1149 nucleotides. Its product is annotated as U2 snRNP complex subunit HSH49. The coding region runs from base 1 to 1149 and encodes 382 amino acids. Gene Ontology annotation, molecular function: RNA binding. The transcript is spliced from 3 exons. The record is from RefSeq and is a predicted model, not a curated record. NCBI's taxonomy places the organism in Eukaryota, Fungi, Ascomycota, Eurotiomycetes, Eurotiales, Aspergillaceae. Gene Ontology annotation, biological process: positive regulation of mRNA splicing, via spliceosome. Gene Ontology annotation, cellular component: nucleolus; U12-type spliceosomal complex.